This is a messenger RNA of Asparagus officinalis (garden asparagus), 728 nucleotides long. Its product is annotated as histone H2A-like. Gene Ontology annotation, molecular function: protein heterodimerization activity; DNA binding; structural constituent of chromatin. NCBI's taxonomy places the organism in Eukaryota, Viridiplantae, Streptophyta, Magnoliopsida, Asparagales, Asparagaceae. Gene Ontology annotation, cellular component: nucleosome. The record is from RefSeq and is a predicted model, not a curated record.
CCCGUUCACCUCCACUCGACUCGUUCGCUCUCAACCCGGACUCACCAAAACCCCAAAAAAAAAGCCCUAGCAAAACCCUAAUCGAUCUCGAUGGAAACCGGCGGCAAAGCAAAGAAGGGAGCAGGUGGCAGGAAGGGCGGCGGCCCGAGGAAGAAGGCCGUUUCUCGCUCCGUCAAGGCCGGGCUCCAGCGCGCAGUCGGACGUAUCGGCGAUAGAAAAGGGCCGUACGCCAGCGGUGUCGCCACGGGAGCUCCGGUGUACCUCGCCGCCGUCCUCGAGUACCUCGCUGCCGAGGUUUUGGAGUUGGCGGGAAAUGCGGCGAGGGACAACAAGAAGACGAGGAUCGUCCCGAGGCACCUGCUUUUGGCGGUGAGGAACGACGAGGAGCUCGGGAAGCUGCUCGCCGGGGUCACCAUCGCCCACGGCGGUGUUCUGCCGAACAUUAACCCCGUGCUUUUGCCGAAGAAGACGGCGGCGAAGGAGGAGGGGGCUGCGAAGUCCCCCAAGAAAGCUGCCAAGUCACCAAAGAAGGCAGCCUAAUGGAUUUAUACCGGCUAGGGUUUGGGUGUUUGGGAUGUUUGGGCUACUGGUGUUGUUGUAUUGUAUGUAAUUUUGUUGGGGGUUUUAAAUGUCUUUUUUUUAAUGAAUCUCUGGCGAUUUCAGUGGGAUAGGAUUUGUAUCUUGCUUUUAAUUUGAAGGAAACGUUAUAAAUCUUUCUCGUUUAGUGG